CACCUCCCAUCUGGCAAUCAAGUGCACAUGCCAUGCAUCUAAGACAUUCUUCUCUCGCCGACGGAUGGCACAGCGACGCAUACAGCUUCAACAAACUGAUUGGCAGCGCGUGAUACCCUCAAAAGCAAGGAAGAUGGCUACCUUUGUCGCAAAUCCGCAGCUGGCGAAAGACACGAAUCCCAAGGACUGGGCGUAUCAUCUGGGCUGCCUGCCUUUCAACGACUACAUUGUGUUUACCAAGCAAGAUCUGCUCGCCUUUCUCAAGUCGCACGGCAUCGAGGUAGGGCCCAACUACACCGAGAUCAAUAAAUUGCCGAAAUACGCCACCAUCGGGUCUUUCUCCUCUGAUCCCUCCGGCGCUUGGAGAGACCCGGUGGCUUUGAAUGAUGCACACGUUACCUCGACUGUCAAGAGCUCUAGCACCCCGGCUGCCGCUGCGUCGUCGAACCAGGUGCGCAUGCCAGAUGGGGACGUGUUCAGAGCAAGUCGUCGAGUGCGCGAGCCUGUUGGCGGGGGCAGCGAGCAGGUGGGGAGCCUUUUCGCUCCCAUGGAUGAAAAGAACGACCAGAUUGUCCUCGGGGGCGGAGGGACAGGCAGGCAAGGCGCGGCCCCUCCGGCAGCAGACGUUGACCAGUUUGCAUCGCUAGCCGUCUUGGAUCCCGGAAGGUCCUCUUCCCCUGCCACCAGUACCAUGCAAGUGCAUGACGCCUCCGGUGCCGCCUUCAAGCCGACACGCCGCGUGAGAGAGGCGGUCGGUGGGGGCAGCGAGCAGGUCGCUAGCUUGUUUGCGCCUGUCGAUGCAUACGACGAAAGCUCUGCCACAUUGGCAGGCGGCAAGGGGAGGAGGGGCAUGGCGGCGCGGGUGGGUGACAAUGCCUCAUCAGCCUGGGCAGAUGGUAAUGGCGAUAGAAACGCCGGAAGAAGGGGCGAUGCACAUGCUGCGACGCAGGAAGAUCUGGACCGGGCGCAGAGGGAACAAGUCGCCGCUCAGACAUUCAGGCCGACACGUCGGGUGAGAGAGGCCGGUGGCACAGGCGGCACAUCCAGCAUUGUGCUUGGCUGAGAGGAGGCAGCGCGCAACUUUCGCAUCAUCAAAGUGAUACCCAACCAUUAUUCUCUAUUCAGGCAACACGAAUGUGCCGUGUGGCCAUUAUCAUCAGUAAUACAAAUGCCUUCCUGUGCGAACGGGUAUCUACUGGCGUACGAGAAUUUGGGUACAAGCUAUGGAUUCUGCUGAAAGUUUGCCUGGAUGAGCAACGGGACGAGAUCAGGUGUGGUUUCAUAAUAGUCGAGGUUAAAGAUGCAUUUCAGUGGGUUGGUCGCCCCAUUCCACGGGAGGGGCGCGACCGCGCCCUUCUCGCCUAAAGCUGCCAGAGGGCUCGUCCUGCUGGCUUGUAACAGUUGGUUCGC
This is a messenger RNA of Tilletiaria anomala UBC 951, 1410 nucleotides long. RefSeq lists its product as uncharacterized. NCBI's taxonomy places the organism in Eukaryota, Fungi, Basidiomycota, Exobasidiomycetes, Georgefischeriales, Tilletiariaceae. Bases 134 to 1063 code for a protein of 309 amino acids. The record is from RefSeq and is a predicted model, not a curated record. The transcript has 3 exons.